Diaporthe amygdali is the source of this 633-nucleotide messenger RNA. RefSeq lists its product as uncharacterized. The record is from RefSeq and is a predicted model, not a curated record. NCBI's taxonomy places the organism in Eukaryota, Fungi, Ascomycota, Sordariomycetes, Diaporthales, Diaporthaceae. Gene Ontology annotation, biological process: glutathione metabolic process; naphthalene catabolic process. The transcript is spliced from 2 exons. Gene Ontology annotation, cellular component: mitochondrion; peroxisome. Bases 1 to 633 code for a protein of 210 amino acids. Gene Ontology annotation, molecular function: glutathione peroxidase activity; 2-hydroxychromene-2-carboxylate isomerase activity; glutathione transferase activity.
AUGGCGGAAUCAGAGUUGACCCUCUUGGCCUUCUAUGGAGUAUCUUCCCCUUGGGCCUACUUGGGUGCAGAAAGGAUGGUUGCUAUCGCAAAGCAGCGCAGUGCGAAGCUCGUCCACCGUCCAAUUCGUGUCAUUCAGGCAAAUGGAGGCAUCCCCCUCAGAACUCGACCUGACAGCCGGCAACAAUACCACGAGGUCGAGCUCGAUCGCUGGAGGAAAUACCUUGGUAUUCCCCUCAAUCUCAAGCCAAAAUUUUACCCGUGCCGAACUAUUGAGACUGCAGCGCAAGCUAUCAUAGCGCUUCAAAAAGCCGGUUACGAUGCCUCGGGGUUCUCAUUCGCGGUUCAACGUGCGCUGUGGGCGGAAGACCGCGACAUUGCGGACCUGGCUACCCUGAAGGAAGUCGCAACGGCCACGCUGGGUCCAGAAGCCGCUGAGCUGGUCAUCGAGCCGCAAAACCCGGAUAUAGUGGCUGAUUGGCAAGAAAAUCUGGCGGAAGCUGAGCGCAGGGGAAUAUUUGGUACGCCUACUUAUGUUGUGGACGAUGAACUCUUCUGGGGACAGGACCGACUGGACUUUGUCGAUCGCGCACUGGUUGCUGCUACGGCUAGGCGGGAGGCGAAGGAGAAGUGA